AUGGUCCCCAAAUCAGCCUUAAAAUACAUCUUUCACCAUGUUUUUCUUCCACCAAGAUUACCUCACGAGGAAGACGGUCGAACAGAGCAUGAUGUAGUACUAACACAACUCUUCCAAGAGGAACUUCAAAAUUUCCACGACGGUUUACCAUUCCACCAAAGAUCACAAUUCAAACGAAUGAUUGAGAUGGUUAAGGGCAUGGUACUUGUCGACAAUGAUGCUACCACGCCAACAUCGAAAAUCAUCAAUAAUCUCACAACAAUGAGAACUGAAGAUAUUUGCGCGAUACACAUUGAAAAGCAGAACGCGGGCAUACUCAUUCGACGAUUCUCGACGGAAUACUCCUUUGAGACUUUCGAGUUAUCGCCAAAGAAUGAAGAUUUAAUGGCAACGACGGGGCGAUUACGACGAUACUUUCCGGGCCCAGCAGUGGCCGUUCCUCAGGAUAUUGUUAACGAAAGAGCGUUUCAGAAAGCGCUACUGCAGUGUAUCGAUGGAUUAGUGCAAGAGACACCAAACAUUGUUGCCGGCAAAACAUUCAAAGCAAACAAAUCAGACAUCGAAAUCCGAGACACUGUUGAUCCAACACUCGUCACCAGCAUGUUAACAGAAUGCAUGCAUGCUAUCGGACGCCGCAUUGUCAUUCAGCGCAUUCAAAAGCGGACACGUGACGUCGUCCAGUGGAAAAACUGUCUUGAACCGUGGCGUCGUUCACCUCGCUUGCUUUUUCUUCGAGUUUGUCUCCAAAUUGGGCUCAUGGACGAAAAGGUCAACGAGCCAGCGCAUAUCCAAUACAAAUCUUUCAUGAUUUUUUUCAUGUGUCGAUUUCUGAAGCGCGCACUGCAGUCUUCUAUGUCCAGAGAGAUGUUAUUCAUUAUGUCGAUGAAGAUACAACGACGUCUACUCAAACUUGAGUCGUUGAUUGACUCUGAGCUACAGUCCCAAGUUCAGCAGGUUUUAUCCAGCGUUUCAUCUCACUUGACAAAGAGUAUUCCUGUGCUUUCAUCGCCAUUGUACCCCGACAUUUCUGUUAUCAGACCAGAAUCAGACACUGAGCUCAGUAUGCAUAGAUUAAGACCCUACCUCACUAGUUUGUCAACACGGCACAAAUCUGAAUUAAGACACGCAUCCCUUGAACCUCAAUGCCGUAUGCGUAUGGUACAGACGAGUAUAGACAUUCCAACUGUUAAGUGCUUGUCUGCGGACUUACGAUCAAGCAGUGAAAAUGUCCGAUUGGCUUUAGCGGACAUAGAAUCGUGGGUGACAGACCAUCUCGCCCGUUGGCUUAAAUGGCAUCAAAUGUCUGAACUCAAUUGCAACGCCUUGGCGGAUCUCAUGUCUAUCUACCAGGAGACUACUGAUCAAGUCUAUGAGAACAUCGCCGAAGAUCAAUCCGUGAGAAUGUUAACGUUGUUAGAUUUAUGGAUCGCAUUAGACAAAUGUGUGACAUCUCAGGAGCCGCUUCUUAAGGACUAUCGAUGUGGAUUCACGUCAAAAUUAUUUGCUCCUCUUUUGUUGCCUACGAAGCCUCAAAUGAUAAGAUUAGCAUCCAUCGAAAGAUACAUUACUGAUAGGAAUGCUGCUUCUCUCACCGAGAUGUCGUGCAUUUUUUCAAAGAUUGGUACCUCAACUAGCUUUUCCGUGCGUUACUUUGAUCAAUCAACACGACAUCAGCGCCUACGAGAUAAAAUCGUGGCUGACGCAGUUUUUGAACGCAACCAAAAAAAGGCAGAGCUCGAAUCCAAACUUAGGACCUUCGAGGCCUGGAAAGAAGCGGAUCUAUUAUCUGUCUGCGAGGAAAGAAUGGUUACCCGCGGAAACAGAAAUAACCGUCGUAGAGAAAUGGGUCAUAAGCCUAAAAAAUGCCCAAAAUGUAUUGCCAAAACCAAUGCUCACCAAGUCACAGUCGCAGUGCAUGAGUGGCCUUUCCCGGAAAAUGAAUUAGAGACAAAAUCGAUAGUCUUCGAGCUUGACGUGCCGAAGGUCAUUUCAGCGUGGCGUGAUUGCACUUAUAGUCUUCUGGUGGAUACAUUUUCCACAAUGUCGAAAGAGGGCGGAACCAUUGCCUAUUAUUAUUUUAAUAGGACGGUCCUGAAGCGGUAUGUUCAGAAUAGCCUCGGGAGAAUAUGCCUAGGAUCUCAGACAAAGCCCUUCAUUGUUUCUCACUACAAGGAGAAGCUUAUCUCUUCAGCGACAACGGAAACAAUCAUGAAGCCUAGUGGCUUGGAUUUCUUGGUAGUGGAUUUUCGUAUAACUCAGCAGAGCGCAAUCUCAGCCAGCUUUUUAUCACACCUCGAUAUUCGAAAUCUAUGCACUAUGCAGUUCGCCCCAGCCUUCACAAAGCUACAAGGCUGUCUGCAAAGUACAGAGAAUACUACUAAUGUCAUUCUCGCCAAGCAAAUAGAUUGCCCAGCUACACUAACUUUACACGAAUUUUACCAAUUUGCAUCAUUUAGAUCUGGAUACCAUCUUCAAUGGAUGAACAUUUUGCGGGAGAUGGAAGCCCGAGUAUUGGACUUGAAUCGCGAGGAGUCUUUUCAAAUGAUAGCCCAGGCAGCGUGGCAAGCGGGACCUGCAGCUUGUCUGCAUCAAUUUCGAGAUUCACACCGAGAUCUUGAUGAAGAGGAUUUUGGAGCAGCACUUUUGACGGCGUUGGAUGCGGUAGUUUCGAGCGUGGAGUCGAAUUGGCAAGGUGGAGGGACUGUUCGGAUUGUCGCAAUGCUUACCACUCGACUACUUAGUAUCUCAUCUCAUGGCGUUGUCCAAGAUGGCUGUCUUCAGCUGCUUCUGCGUAUCCGACUUAUCACGAUUGCGUGGACCAGAGAUGUUAUCAACAUGCUUCAUAGUUGCCAAGAGGAAAAUGAGCUCGAAUUGCUUAAAAUUCGUGCCCUUGAAUUAGCAUUGACAUGUAACGGUACUUUCGACGUCGAGAUGCAACAUCUUAAGAGCAUGCUAAAAUCUGUCGAAAGCCAGGCGAUAUUUAUUGAAAGUUUAAUAACAGUUCACGAUCGUCGGCCUGCAACCACCACUGGUAUUAACGCAGUUGCUCGGAUGUGCUUGAGACGUUUUGAUAGAAUAGCUCAUCGUGCCGAGUGUUUCGUGCGCGACAUGAUCGUUUGGGAGGCAGAGGGUAUUGACACCACCAUUCGGUUUCUCUGGUCAGGCUAUAAGCCAGGACCUGCUUGGACAGUACUUGGUACUCCGAACGAACGAUGGCUGAAGACAAAAACGGCAGGCAUUAGUGGCCAAGAAUCUCUCUUUGUUGAAUUGAACAUUCUGACUGGAGAACUACUCAUAAAUGGAUCCCCUCUAGCUCGUCUACCUCGCAAUUAUGAGGCUCACGCGACAUAUAAGCGACUUUUUGGAGAGAAAAUGUUGGAUGUCAUUCCAUCAACAAUGCCUGGCAUGGUUUUUGAGACUAGGAAAACUAUAUGCGAUCACCAGGUUCACUUCAAUAUGGUGGACGAUGAAUUGAUUGUUCAAAUUCAAAGAAGAGAUGAAUGCUUUGAGGUUAUUCCCCGGCGUUUCUUAAGAAACGAUUUCACAGAUUCAUUCUUGGAGAAAUACAUCUUUAUGCGAAAUGACAGAUCCGGAGUCAUACAAUUGAGGGCAACCGAAAUGCCAUGGAUUUCGUCGGAUGGUGGAUGGCAAAUUAUGCCUUAUCCAAAGCAACACUUCUACCUAUCCAAUGGCUCCAUGACGGUGGUUGACACCCGGAGUCCAACAGCUUUUGCUAUAUCAGAGAUUUUCCAUCCUCUGGAGAAUUUGAGUCACAUUGAAAUGAUACUCAAUCGAUGCGACGGAAAGUUGGAGAUACGCCUUCCACGUUUCAAUCUUGAUUUCUACAGGAUCUCGAGCGACUCGAUGUUGGCAUCGAAACAAUUCCGUGGAAUGUUCGUGGACGAAGAUCAGAAACUCAACACUUUCACCGGCUUGGUCAAUAAACUUGUGUUAUGCAGCAGUGACAAAUCAAGGCGAAUAGUCAUCAUUCCGAAUGGGGAGAUCUCCUUUACACCGCAUAAUGGCCAUGUCAAGGUGCAUAUCAGUACGGAAUCGAAAAGCUCCUGUACUUAUCACGACUAUCGAAUCGACACUCAACUUGGCCGUCUAGUUGAUAAUGGGAGCCUUGGAACUCGGCUUUUCAGAUUGUAUCUUCACGCACUGACCUCGGAUAUUCUCCCCGACAUCCUCACCGGUAAAACCGGUACGGAAGAAGCGCUAGAAGGGUUGUCUUCUGCAUCUGUGUUGUCGUUUUUUACUCUUUCCUCUAACGAAAUAGAGUUGCUUGUGAAGUUGAGGGCUUUGUCUCCAGAAUUCACCUACUAUCCGCCAGGGAAAAAAAAGAUGCAAGAUGUUUCUUGGACAAAAUUGCCAACACUGUCUCAGCAUGAAGCCUUCAGCACUAAGGUCGACAGCAUUUUUACAUAUGCCAGAUCUUUAGUAUCAUUUCAAAAUGAGCUGGACAGGCAGCAACUUCCAGAACCAGAUAGUCGCGGUAACGUUGAAUUGAUUUCUAUGGCCAUCAUUCGAAAUGCCGUCUACCGUGUUGAUGGUUUCGGAGCCGAAAAGUUUACCGUAGAUCAGGAUAAAGAAUACAACUCUCGUGAUGGAAAUUGUGACGCAAACCGACGCGAGGUGAUCUAUAACAUCGCAGCAUUGGUUUGUUCAUGGCCUCAGAAUCUGGAUGUCUCCAAGGACUUACAAGGUACCAUGGUAUCUUUGCCAGAUCGAAUCAUUGGACCCAGGACAGAGACAACGGAUGCCAUUGGUUAUAACCCAAAAUGGUUAAGUGCACCCACGGACUUUCUGCCUGACCAUUGGUUCGCGAUUUAUAAGGAGUUAUUGGUCAGCAACGAAAGUCGAGACAAAUAUAAGAUUAUGCUAUUCCUAUCAACAUUAGCUUUUUCACAGGAAGUAGAUCUAGCGCUUAUCCAUUCCCUUCUAGCGUUUGCCACAAAUCCCUCAUUCCGCCGCAUACAGCUUCCAGAACAUCAAUAUUUUCGCCUUUCAGACGGAUUCGAGCCUGAUGAGAACAGUCUGACCAGUGCCGUCACUUCCCAACUUUAUGACUACGCCAUAACUCCGGCAAGCAACCUUGUCAGAGUCCAGUCUGAGACUGAGCGAGAAGCCGAAAGUCGCAGGGUGCAGAUGUAUAAUGAUUGCAUCGAACUCUCCGUUGAAUCGGCCGUUGAUUCUCUUAUGAUUCAAUGGCCAACUAAAAAGCCCAUCGCCUCUAUAGAUACAAAAUUCCGGGCAUACGUCGAUGUAGAGGGAGUGACUGACAUUGUCCAGACAGAUUUUGCUGCUUGGUUUCGAAACAAUGAGUUCAGGAAGUUCAUUCGGCUAGUACAAACAGCCCUCGACACCGUAAAUCCUAUCAAGCACCCGAUUCGGCAAUGGGUUGAUUAUACAAAACCUGCAUGCAAGUAUAGCCCGGGUGUGACAUAUCUAGGGCUCAAAGAUCUUUUGAGGAACAGACCGCCAUUAUCCAUCAACAGCACCCAAUAUUCCCAAUUCAAAUCACUCCAAACUACGACUCCCAUAUCUGUUACCAAUGAUAAUGACCAUAGAAAAGUAUCGGAGCUUUUACUAGAACUUUCUCAGCACACUUCCGGUAUCUUCGAGGCUCAAUAUUGCAGUCAAUUAAAACAAAGUCUCGAUGCUUUGAACCGGAUGCCACGUGCUCAACUAAAUUCUUCAUUAUCCACUUACAGUUUCGCAACCUAUUUGAACCAAUGUCAGAUACUAGUACAAACAAUGUACCAAAGGAUCUUAGAGCAGUUAGUGUCUCCAAUCAGAGUUUUCGGGGCAAUAGAGAGUACAACAAUGCUUCCGCGCCUAUCUCAAACCACAAUUCUUUCUCUCAUCGCAAAAUCUCAUCAGAUUCAGCUCUCACAGCAAUGGAAGCGUGAAAUUGUAUGUUAUGGUCUCGCCGUGACCGCCUUACAACGUGCGGAGCGUCUGUUGUGUUGUUGCGAUAAUCAAGCAGAGCUUCUCAUGGAGCUCUCCAAUCCGGGACACGAAGGGUGGGAUCCAUUAGCGUAUCCGGACUGGCUGCUCCUCGAAUUAGAGAAUGGAAUCUUGAUACGCAAAGAUCAGGCCGAUAUCAGCAAAGAAAUGAUUGACCCGUCGUCAGGUGCAAAUUCUGCAAUGCAAUUGAACAUGGGACUUGGCAAAUCUUCUGUCAUUGUUCCGAUUGUGGCAUGUGCACUGGCAGACAAAACAAAAUUAUGUCGUGUCGUAGUUCUACGUGCGCUAUCCAAACAGAUGAUGGAAUUGCUAGUAAAGAAGCUUGGCGGUAUGAUCAACCGGCGUAUAUUCUUCCUACCAAUCUCACGCGCACUUCAAAUGGAUGUCGAGGAGGCAAAGCAGGUACGUGAGAUAUACGAGACUUGCAUGAGUUCCGGUGGUGUACUCCUCGUGCAACCAGAGCAUUUACUGUCAUUCGAGUUGAUGGGCCUUGACAUGGUGCUUUCCGGAGAUAAGGAUGCCAAUGUCGGUAGGGUUAUCAAUGACACCCAAACAUGGCUACUUCAACAUUCGCGGGAUAUUUUAGACGAGAGCGACGAGAUUUUGAACGUGCGGUUUGAACUCAUCUAUACUGUUGGUAGACAAACGCCUAUUGACUUUGCUCCCGACCGUUGGAUGUUGAUUCAGCGAGUGUUGGCUAUAUUGAAGUUUUGCGUUCAAAAUCUUGGUCAGCAAUACCAGAAUGAUCUUGAGGUAGAAAAUUUACCAGAGAAUGGUUCCUUUGUGCGGUUCAGAGUCUUGCGGCCCACAGUCGGCGAUCUUCUUGUUGAGAAGGUGGCGCAAUAUAUCUGUGAUCAAGGGCUUCCUGCUCUAUCUCUCUUCCGCUUCUCCAAGACCCACCGAGACCUAAUUUUCCGGUUUAUCACGGAUCCGAAAAUGGACGAGAAGGAAUUGUUCGGCCUUCAGCAAUUGGCAUUCGCUACUCAAUCCAUUAAGAAGGGCUUGUUACUUCUCAGAGGCCUGUUUGCACAUGGGGUUCUACACUUUGCCUUUUCACAGAAGAGAUGGCGAGUGAAUUUUGGUUUGGAUUUGAAAAGAUCGUCCCUGUCAGUACCAUAUCAUGGAAAGGAUGUUCCUGCAGCUCGCUCUGAAUUCAGUCACCCAGAAACGACGAUUAUCCUUACUUGCCUUUCGUACUAUUAUGAAGGAUUGUCGGAAUUUCAAGCAGAGGAAUGCUUCAGAGAGCUUUUGAAGUCGGACAACAGCCAAGGUGAAUACGAGAAAUGGACCAGAAAUUGUCCCCAUAUUGGUGCUAGAUUCAAGCAAUUGAGUGGGGUUAAUCUCAGCAAUCUUGACCAGUGGUCUGAAAAUGUAUAUGCGCCUUUGAGACGUUCCAAGGAAAUGAUCGAUUUCUAUCUCAGUCAACUCGUUUUUCCAAAGGAGAUGAAGGAGUUUCCCAAGAAGCUGUCUUCGUCGGGUUGGGACAUUGCUCGGACUAAAAAGCAUCCAGUCACUGGCUUCAGCGGAACGAAUGACAGCAAGUAUAUUCUGCCACUCUCUAUCCAGCAGCAAGACCUGGCGGAACAGCUUUCAACAAAUGCAGAGGUUCUCGCAUGCCUGUUGCGACCUGAAAAUAGUUUUGAUUCGACAAUCAUGGGCGAAGAAUUUGAUGCGGAAGUCCUUCUCAAGAUGGCGGUCAUGUCGAAACCUACAGUGAGAGUAAUUCUUGAUGUAGGCGCACAAGUCUUGGAGCUACGAAAUGAAGAAGUUGCCAGUAGAUGGUUAUCACAACUUCCAGCUGUUGAGGUGCAAGCUGCCGUAUUCUUUAAUUCUUCGGAUGAACUUUGUGUACUGAAUCGUGAUGGAAUGACGGAACCACUCAAUAUCUCGCCAUUUGCCAAGCAGAUGGAUCGAUGUGUAAUUUAUCUCGAUGAGGCUCAUACACGCGGGACAGACUUAAAGCUACCAUCCGAUUAUCGUGCUAUCGUUACACUUGGGCCAGAUCUGAAUAAGGAUCGGCUCGCGCAAGCGUGUAUGCGAAUGAGAAAGCUGGGAAAGGGCCAAUCCGUCGUAUUAUGUGCGCCAAAGGACAUUCAGCAAAAGAUUCUAGAAUACACACACAGGACUCAUUCUAGCCAAAUUGAAGUCAAGCAUGUACUAUUGUGGUGUAUUCAGAAUACACUAGCACAUGUUCGCAAAUGUGUUGUGCCUUGGGCAGUUCAGGGAAAACGACAUUAUGAACGACUUGCGGCAUUGAACGCAAACACCGAUGGUAUUCCAGAAUCUAUUCUAGAAUCUGAAGCACAGAGUUUGGAAGAAAGAUAUGGACUUGGUGAAGAGAAGACUGACGAACGUUGGUUGGCCGAUACGACUCCCAACACAGGCAUAGAAUACUCCACCGAACUUGCAGCUAUUCGUGAUAAAUGUGCUCAGUUUGGCUACACUUCUUUUGCCGGGGCCAAUCUACACGAGGAGCAAGAACGGGAAUUGCAACCAGAAAAAGAAUUGGAGCUACAGCCUGAGCAUGUCCCAUGUGUUACAGCUCUGAAACAUAUUUUGCACCCUGACGUCAGGCAUUUGGUCGUGACAGGCAUCAUGAAACACCGUCCAUCUGAUAGCGGCUUUCUACCUGCUUUUGCUCUUUUCCAAGAUACGUCUGCGAAGAAAUCUUUUGAUAUUUCCAAAUGGCCAGGAGGUCUUUGGAUCACAAAUGACUUUGCACAAACAGUGUGGAUGAGCCAUUUCGACAUCAAAGACUCCUUUCUGCGACCUGUCCACUGGAUUGCAACAUUUGAGCUGAAGAACGAAACUUGUUGUGUAGUUUUCAGUCCUUUCGAGGUUCAUGAACUACGUUCUCUCAUUGAACAACAUAAGAAAGUCACUCUCAGUAUUUACUCUCCGCGUCUGAGCCUCUCCUUGCGAUCAUUUGAAAGCCUUGAUAUCUACACGAUUCCGCCAUUGCCAUCAUCAUGGACUAUUCCAGCUACUGUCAUGCAGCUCAACCUUUUCGCCGGACAACUAUACCUUCGAAGCUAUGAUGAAUACAUUCGUCUGUGUCAAUUCCUAGGACUUUGCUAUCGUCCACCUCAAGAUGAUAUCGAAAUUGCCUGCGACAAUUUCGUGCCUAUGUCAAGUCGUGAAUCGUUUGAUCCCGUCAUGAUGAAGGUGUGUCCUUUCGAAGAGAGUCCGGUUGAGUUCUUGCAAAAGGUUUUUGCCUUGAGACGAAAAGGUCAGAGUUUUGAAGAUUCGCAUAUGGAAACUCAGGAUAAGAUGACAGCGAGAAUGAAGAGUAUGAAGAAAGUGAAUCAGGUGGUGAAUGAAGAGAUUGAUGGAAGCGACGCCGAUGGAGACGACCGAAUAAAUUUUUGUAUUGAUAAGCUAGCUGGUGUAUGCGCUAAGGCUAGCGUCAGUACUAGCGAGGGCACAAUGCUAGGAACCGAAAAACAUCUCGUCUGUGUAAUCAAUAUACUCCUCCUUAUCGAUCCUAUCUUGACAAAAGAUUGA
Molecule: messenger RNA, 9474 nt
Organism: Sclerotinia borealis F-4128
Lineage: Eukaryota; Fungi; Ascomycota; Leotiomycetes; Helotiales; Sclerotiniaceae
Source: the annotation of a GenBank genome assembly